UAAAUAUAGUAUGAAUUCGCAGAGUUAGUAGGAGCUCGCACUUAGAACUAACGGCCGGGGUAGAAAGGUGUAGCAUUUUAUCACUGAAAUUUAAACCAGCAUUGGGCGAGGAGUGGCAUUAAAGUGAUAAAUUUAUUUAGUCAUGUUUGGACCACGCCUCUCUAUUAACGGUUACUGUUGUACGUGUAACGCAAAACAUCAGUUAAUGGUUUGAUCAGCAGGUGUCGUACACUCGAGUUAACGGUAUCAUCAGCACGCACAUUCAAGUUGCUAGUAAGACGCAACGCUCUAACUCAAGUUGCUGGCAGGACGCAACGCUCUAACUCAAGUUGCUAGUAAGACGCAGCACUCUAACUCAAGUUGCUGGCAGAUCGCAACACUCUAACUCAAGUUGCUGGCAGGACGCAACACUCUAACUCAAGUUGCUAGUUAGACGCAACACUCUAACUCAAGUUGCUAUUUAAGCGCAACACUCUAACUCAAGUUGCUAGUUAAGCGCAACACUCUAACUCAAGUUGCUAGUUAAGCGCAACACUCUAACUCAAGUUGCUAGUUAAGCACAACACUCUAACUUAAGUUGCUGGCAGGACGCAACACUCUAACUCAAGUUCCUGAUCGUAAAGACACGCACAACUGCAGAGAUGAAGUAGCAAGUCCCGAUAUGUUACGGGACCCGAGCGAGGAUCGCGUCUCAGCAGCUGAGCGCAGGGGCGACCAGGCGACAUGAGCUCGUCCUCUUCAGGUGGGGCAGCGGGGGGCUACGAGGUGCACAAGCAAGGAUGGCUCAAGCGUCUUCCCCCAAACGAGAGGAAGCUCAUCUCCCCAUUUUCAAGGCCCUGCAAGUCAGAGAAGCUGUGGGUGAUCUUCUGCGUGCAUGGAGGAGGCGAGCACGGAGGAGGGGAGCCGUGGCUCGAGUUCUACGAGAACCGGCGCUCUGCCUUCAGCCACCGGCCUCCAUCUCGUCUUUCUCUCCACCGCUGCCUCCACGUCUCCCCUUCCAUCCGCUUCACCCAAGACAACGAACACGUGCUGGCGGUCACACUCGAGGGGGAGCACGUGCGGCUGGCGUUGCAGAGUAGGGAGCUGAUGAUGGAGUGGUUGGACACCCUGCGCAGCAAGCUGAGGGAGCUGGGGAUUCUGACUCCCCGUGACAACCUCUACAGCAAGGAACCCGAAGGCUUCCUCAGGUCUCCACUACUCAGGAACCCCAACUCCCCACUGCCCCCUACCCCCGCCUUCCUCUUCCCUCCGCCCCAGGGGAUGGAGUUCAGGGAGGAUGUGUCAGUGAGCAGCGUGGGGACGAGCAGCCGACAUGGGGGAAGCCCAGCCCCCAGCCUCACUCCAUCCACACUCUCCUGUCCAUCCACCAUUCUUCCCCCCUCCAUCCUCUCCUCCCCUCCCCCCGGUCACUCGUCCCCCCACACCUCCCCCGACGUCUUCGUCAACGCCUCCUCCGUUGUUUCGUACGUCCGCCACCACGACGCCACAACUAGGAGGUCGUCAUCCUUCCGUACGUCGCUGCCGAGCUCCCCGAACACCCCCGCACCUCCGGUGUCAUUCGUCCGCUCUCCCCAGGGGCCUCAGGCGUCUCCUCGCGACCACGUGACGGUGAUCAGCGUCGCGGGCAGCAGCGGCGACGUGUUCAGCUUCGACGACGUGGCGGCGGUGCUGGAGAGCAGCGGCGGGGUAGCGUCGGCGCAGCUCUACGGCGACGAGGACGACGAUGUGGGCGACGCUCACCUCAGGAUCGGCAACUCUCUCGGCGCCGGCGGUUUUUCGGCUGUCGGCUGUCGGCCGCCGCUGCCACAAAGACGGGAUGUGGCCGCUGGUUUGGCCGCCAUAGGUGGACAUUCCUCGAUGACUCAACAUUCCUCUGGAGAUGUUGGAACUUCCUGGGAAGUGACGUCAUGUAACCAGUGGACGGUGGACGCAACUAACGGUAACGACAACAGCAGCCACUACAAUGGCGGCCACAGCAGCGGAGCUUACGAACCACUUUUCCUGGCGUUUUCUGAGACAGCAGCGCCGCCCCCCACACCCCAGCCCCCCAACACGGGGCUGCUCAGACGGCGGUCGGAGCACCGCCGGUCGGGGCGGCGGGAGCAGGCGAGACGAGCGGCGUCCGUUGGUCCGUCCAUCGCUCCCCGCCAGCCCUUCCCCGUGAGCCCCGCGGGUCACGUGAUGUCGCUGCGGGAGCAGCAGGUCGUGCGCCUGACGAAGGAGAUCAGCCACGCCGCUGGCGUGCGCCUCACCCUCAGGAGGAAAGACUGCAUCAACUCCAUCGCCUUCGUCAACUGCUUCUCCCAGGUGUACGUGGCUGGGUGGAAGCAGCGAGAGCAUCCAUACCUGCACAACACAUUCCACUUGGGGGACCGCCUUAUUAGCGUGGGCGGCGUGCCGGUCUCUACGGCGGCUGAAGCCAACAGCCUCAUCCGCUCUGACCCGACAGUGCUGCUGGAGUUCGUAGUUCGCCGCAUCCCUUACGGCAAAGUCUUCGCCCUGAAGAGGGAAGAGGAAGGACAGCCCUUGGGCAUCCUGAGGGAAGGCAACACGGCGGAGAUAAGAGAGGUGGUGCCGGGUGGGCUGGCGGCCUCUGAAGGGUUGUCACUGAAAGCCACCACGGUGGACGGCACUGGACUAACUUCCUGGGUCCUCACCGAGAUCAACCAUCGACCUCUCAACCUGUUCUUUAAGCAUUCAGAGAUCCAUGACCGCCUCAACGCCGUCGGCCGCGACAUCUCGAUCCUCGUCCAGCCGCUGGACCUCGUCAGGGCGCUGAAGAAGCAGCUUAAGGCCAUCAAGAACUACAAGGACUACAUCGUCAUGUGACGUGUGCUUAAAGCCAUCAAGAAUUACAAGGACUACAUCGUCAUGUGACGUGUGCUUAAGGCCAUCAAGAACUACAAGGACUACAUCGUCAUGUGACGUGUGCUUA
Messenger RNA from Hyalella azteca, 2935 nucleotides. RefSeq lists its product as uncharacterized. Gene Ontology annotation, cellular component: plasma membrane; cytoplasm. The record is from RefSeq and is a predicted model, not a curated record. NCBI's taxonomy places the organism in Eukaryota, Metazoa, Arthropoda, Malacostraca, Amphipoda, Hyalellidae.